UGAAAUUUGUGCUUUAACUAUUCAUACAAGUCAACCCACUGGUAAUAACUCGUAAAUUUCCAGUCUCCACAUGGCCCAAUCGAAUGCACACAAUUUGGUCGAGUACAAGGCCGGCCGCAUGGUCCUUCUAGGCAAGAUUGUCGAGCCCGAUGACCGCAAAGGCCUGCUCUUUGUGCGCCGAUCCGCCGCUGAUAACCAGCUGCACAUCCAUUGGAUGGAUCGGCGAUCCGGGUCCGUUGAGCUGGAUAUUGUCGCCACGCCGGGCGUUCUCGAGUUCCGUCGCAUUGAACAGUGCAAAACAGGUCGGGUGUAUGUCCUCAAGUACACACGAUCGCCGCAGCGUUACUUCUUCUGGAUGCAGGAGCUGCAGGCGGACGGGGAUGCAUUAUUUUGUCAGCGGGUCAACGAACUGAUUGCCAGUGGUGAACGCCAAAGGGAUGAGAUUGCGGCGGCCGAGGGAGAUAUGGAUACGGAUGUGGAUCACAAGGCACAACCGCACCGCGGUUUCGGUGGCAGUGAGAAUCCUCAAGUUCUGGAAGAUAUGCUGAUCGAAACGCAAGCAACUUGGCUACCAGCUAACCAGAUGUCGAAUCAUUGGCAAACUGAUAUGGUGAUCGAAGAACAGCCCUCGGCAUUAGCCGAUCCCGAUUCAGAUUCAGAUACAGAUACAGAUACAAAUACUUCAGAUCCAGGUAUACAUUCAUUUGACUUGGCAACUGUUUUACGCCAACAUGGCGGCGAAGCAGUGGAUAAACUUCUAAGUUGCCCAUUGAGACGUAAAAAACUGAUGGCCCAAUUGCCCAAGGAUCAUGAGGCGAUGGAUGAGCAGCAAGACAUACUCGAGCAUCUGCGUUCGCCGCAAUUCUACGAGUCCUUGUCCUAUUUUUCCUUAGGACUGCAUUCUGGUCUCCUCAGAAAGAGCCUGGAGCCUCUGUUGAAGAAUGGUGACAAUCGCGAGGCCUUGGAUGCCGCUCAAGUUGGGGAUGUUGACCGUUUUCUACGUGAACUGGAACGAACCAAUAGGGAUUAUGGUGGGCCAACCGAUUGAACCGAAAGGUUCUCGUAAAUAUGUCAAAAUAUGAAUAAAUAAAUAUGGCGCACAGUA
Messenger RNA from Drosophila simulans, 1105 nucleotides. RefSeq names its product proteasomal ubiquitin receptor ADRM1 homolog (gene Rpn13R). Gene Ontology annotation, molecular function: endopeptidase activator activity; proteasome binding; ubiquitin binding. Gene Ontology annotation, biological process: ubiquitin-dependent protein catabolic process. The record is from RefSeq and is a predicted model, not a curated record. Gene Ontology annotation, cellular component: cytoplasm; proteasome regulatory particle, lid subcomplex; nucleus. NCBI's taxonomy places the organism in Eukaryota, Metazoa, Arthropoda, Insecta, Diptera, Drosophilidae. Bases 71 to 1048 code for a protein of 325 amino acids. The transcript has a single exon.